AGAGAAUCCUCUUUGCUUGCCUCCAGGGCUUGGGGUCUUCAAGAGUUACAGGCUUCGAAGCUGUGUUCUUGGCAUCAUCGCGUUCCAGUCAAUUCUAAAAAUGAAGUACCUGAAAUCUGUUCUUUGAUAUGACAUACGUGCUAAACUGGGGAAUCCUGGCUCAAAGAAGUCUUGGGUAUGGGGCAUGGAAAUGAACACGGCCAUGGCCAUGGCAAAAUGGAACUCCCUGACUACAGGCAAUGGAAGAUAGAGGGUACUCCACUAGAGAAGGUCCAGGAAAGGCUAGCUAAACGGGGUCUUAGGGAUCCGUGGGCUCGUAAUGAAGCCUGGAGAUACAUGGGUGGCUUUGCAAAACCCGUCACCUUAACAGAAGUCUUUACUAGGGGACUCAAGUGGGGAUUUGCAGCUUUCGUCAUAGCUCUUGGCAUUGAAUAUACACUGUUUCCUCCAAAGAAGAAUGGAGGCCAUCACUGAAGAUCAAAUAUGACAACUGAAUACUUACUAACUACUAAACUGAAACAUACAUAAGCCUGCUGCUCACUCUGUACUUAUAAUUUACGUAUUAAAGUCUAUCACAGGCAAAAACAUGUUUCUUUGAUUUUUAUUAUACUUAUGUAGAAGGAUCAAAAAACAUAGCCAGAGCAGUUUACCUGACUUCAAUCUGGGGGAAAAAAACCAAGACAUACAUAUGCUCUUGGGUUUGUUGUACCAUCUUUUAAACAAUGGAGGAAACUAUCAACCAAGCUCUUUCAAGCCCUGCCAACAUUCUAUUAAAUGAACUUGAGAAAGUGUGUUGCUUUUAAGAGAAAAAAAUGUACUGUAUUAAUUACAGGUUUAAUAAUGAUUUUUUGCUAGUAAGUGGUAAUGAAUGACUUGUCAUUUCUUAAAAAUAUAAUUUGUUACCAUUCACUCUUACGUCUCUAAAUAAAAAGAUUACCUUUAAAAAGUA
Grus americana (Whooping crane) is the source of this 949-nucleotide messenger RNA. RefSeq names its product NADH:ubiquinone oxidoreductase subunit B3 (gene NDUFB3). The transcript has 3 exons. Gene Ontology annotation, cellular component: mitochondrion. Lineage: Eukaryota; Metazoa; Chordata; Aves; Gruiformes; Gruidae. Bases 178 to 474 code for a protein of 98 amino acids. The record is from RefSeq and is a predicted model, not a curated record. Gene Ontology annotation, biological process: mitochondrial respiratory chain complex I assembly; electron transport chain.